Messenger RNA from Tricharina praecox, 957 nucleotides. RefSeq names its product mitochondrial hypoxia responsive domain-containing protein. Gene Ontology annotation, cellular component: mitochondrial inner membrane. The coding region runs from base 193 to 867 and encodes 224 amino acids. Lineage: Eukaryota; Fungi; Ascomycota; Pezizomycetes; Pezizales; Pyronemataceae. The transcript has 2 exons. Gene Ontology annotation, biological process: mitochondrial respiratory chain complex IV assembly. The record is from RefSeq and is a predicted model, not a curated record.
CGCUACGCUCCUUCGUCAUCCCGACGACAGUCGCCAACCACAACCAUUAAGUAUCCGCCGCUCCCCCGCCCUCCCCCCCGCCACAGGCGAUAGAAUAUCCACUACCAACUUGCCGCCAAGUUCCCUUCGUCCGCCGACACAGCUACACACAGACACACCGACAAAAACGCACAACACCACACAACCGCAACAAUGAAGGUUCUCAGCAAAGAAGAAGAAGAUGCCCACUACGGCGCUGUCCUCCGCGGCGGAGCCUACGGUGGUUUCGCGGGACUCGCGCUGGGACUGGGAGCAAACGCGCUAAUGUAUCGCCGCAUGGCCUUCUACCGAAGCCUUACGAUCCCCCUGCGAGCGUUCUUCGUUUCGUCCACCGCGACCUUCGGUGCCAUUAUCGAGGCGGACCGGUAUUCCCGCCACUUCGAGGAGGCCCGUACCGCCAGCGACCGAUACCUGCUCGAGUCCCGCGCCCGACAGCUCGCCGAGGAGCGCGCCAACCAGACAAAAUGGGAGAGGGCCAUGAGCCUCGGAAAGGAGUACCGCUACUCAAUCGUUACUGCGUCGUGGGCGGCGUCGAUGGCUGGUUCGCUCGCUAUGGUCUCGAGGGAUAAAUAUCUCACGACUUCCCAGAAGCUCGUACAGGCUCGUAUGUACGCCCAGGGCUUGACGCUGUUGAUUCUGGUUGCCACCGCCGCUUUCGAGGUUAGCGAUGCUCGCGCCGCAAAACAGAACGCGAACUCCGCAGAUCCCAAGAAGCGGAUACACCAUGAGACAUAUGUUGGAGAAGACUUGUGGAAAGAUAUGGUCGAAGCCGAGGAGAAGAGAGAUGCGGCUCGCCGGGCGGCUGCCGCUGAAAAGCUGAAGCACUAAAUCGAAAGCGGACUACGGGUUGGGUUCAGAUAGACGGUUGUUUUGAUGCCUUUUGUACGGUAGUCAAUUUAUCGGUAUAUUUCUUUGGGA